AUGGCUACGACUCAAAAAGAGCUCGGUCAAAUGGACCUCCAGGAGCGCGUCUCCUACAUCCAGUCGGCGACCAAGGACAAGGAUGUCGAUGGCGACUACGCCGACGCCAAGACGCCCGGUGAGCUCGAUGACGGCGCACUCGUCGCCGGUGGUGCGCUUUCGCUCGUCUCCCGUGAGGCCCUCGCACUCUUCUCGCAGUACUUUGCCAUCGGCAUUCUCUACGGCAUGCUGCCCGGCAUGCAGUACUCGGUCUUCCAAAACUACUUAAAGAUGGAAGGCUACCAAGUGUCGGCCUACGGUGUGCUCGUCGUCCUUGGCUGGUCGUUCAAGGUCUUCUUCGGCAUGCUCUCGGACUGCGUGCCCAUCAUGGGCUAUCGCCGUAAGCCGUGGAUGCUACUCGGUUGGACGAUCGCGACUGUCUGUCUCUGCAUCAUGACGUUCUCGUCAUUCCCGGAUCCGUACUGCGAUGCGCGCAAGAUUCCAUGCCCCAAGAAGGUGCCGACCGGCGUCAACAUGACUGCGGAACUUCGCAAGUGGUACAACUUUGACGCGCCGGACCAGGGCGGCAAAGCCCGCAACCCCGCGGCUGCCAUGGCCACACGCAAGUGGUGCGUGCCCGUUCCGGCCAAGCCGAUUCGGUACUGCAGCGCUUGUGCCAAAAACAGUCCAGGGCUCGACCAUCACUGCACGUGGCUCAAUACGUGCAUUGGCGAGGCCAACUACGAGCCUUUUUACCUCCUGAUCCUAUCCGGCACCUGUGCAACGCUGUACCAAGCCGUCGUGGGCAUCGUCCUGGCCACCUACUGGCUCGACGACGUUCUCGUGUGGCAUCCGGCAGCGCACCGGGACGGCCUUCUCGUGGCGAUCUGGCUGCACAAUAUUAUCUGCCUCGUGCUGGGCGUGGCAUACGGCGCCCUCACGGGCUUCCACACAUACCUGCUCUACCUCCGCAUGGGCACGUACGACUUUAUCCUCAAGUACGGCAUGCAGAACCGCUGCAUUCGGAUGCUCAAGUGCCAAUGCCUCUCGCCCUCGCGGCCGCUGAAAACCAACGUACCGUCCAAAACCCCAAAAUCGCCGCCCACGCCUGCUAAAAAAGGGGACAGCGUCACGCCCGACAGCGCCGCCGACUGGAAGCAGUCUCGCAAGCUCGGUCCGACGGCAGGUAAUGCGACGAUGGCGGCGACAAAGGUGUCGGAAGGACGCCGAUCGACCAAGAUCUCGGUCGUCGACGAGCUCACAGACGUCCCGCAUGCCCGGCGCUCUGGGUCCAUCAAGUCGUUUGAGCAUCUCUCGGUGCAUGAAGUUCAAAUGGCACCUGCACCCGUCUCGGCCGCGGCCAACAACGACGACCCAUCCAUGGAGAGUGAUCCCUUGGAGUAA
Molecule: messenger RNA, 1383 nt
Organism: Saprolegnia parasitica CBS 223.65
Lineage: Eukaryota; Oomycota; Saprolegniomycetes; Saprolegniales; Saprolegniaceae
Exons: 4
Coding region: 1-1383 (460 amino acids)
Molecular function (GO): palmitoyltransferase activity
Source: RefSeq, a predicted model, not a curated record